AUGGCGGGCGCUGCUGCUGCUGCUGGUGGUGGUGGCGGCGGUGAUCGUGCGGCCGCGAGGUACCCGCUCGACGCCGGGUCGUACAGGCUGCUGUGCAAGAUCGGGAGCGGGGUUAGCGCGGUGGUGUACAAGGCGGUGUGCCUGCCGCUCGGCUCGGCGGUGGUGGCCAUCAAGGCGAUCGACCUGGAGCGGACGCGCGCCAACCUCGACGAGGUGUGGCGCGAGGCCAAGGCCAUGGCGCUGCUGUCGCACCGGAACGUGCUCCGCGCGCACUGCUCCUUCACCGUCGGCAGCCACCUGUGGGUGGUCAUGCCGUUCAUGGGCGCCGGCUCGCUGCACUCCAUCCUGUCCCAUGGCUUCCCGGAUGGACUGCCGGAGCAGUGCAUCGCCGUCGUGCUCAAGGAGACGCUCCGCGCGCUCUGCUACCUCCACGAGCAGGGCCGCAUCCACCGGGACAUCAAGGCCGGGAACAUCCUCGUCGACUCCGACGGCUCCGUCAAGCUCGCCGACUUCGGCGUGUCGGCGUCCAUCUACGAGACCGCGCCGGCGACGUCGUCCGCGUUCUCCGGCCCGAUCCACGCCCCGUCGGCCGUGGUCAGCUCGUCCUGCUUCAACGACAUGGCCGGAACGCCGUACUGGAUGGCGCCGGAGGUGAUCCACUCCCACGUCGGCUACGGCAUCAAGGCCGACAUCUGGUCGUUCGGCAUCACGGCGCUGGAGCUCGCGCACGGCCGGCCGCCGCUCUCCCACCUCCCGCCGUCCAAGUCGAUGCUGAUGCGGAUCACCAGCCGCGUCCGCCUCGAGGACGCCGAGAGCUCGGCGAGGAAGAAGAAGUUCUCCAAGGCGUUCAAGGACAUGGUGUCCUCGUGCCUCUGCCAGGAGCCGGCCAAGCGGCCGUCGGCGGAGAAGCUCCUCCGCCACCCCUUCUUCAAGGGCUGCCGCUCCAGCGACUACCUCGUCCGCAACGUGCUCGCCGCCGUCCCCAGCGUCGAGGAGAGGUGCAAGGACUCCAACCAGCUCUGCGGCUGCGCUCGCGGCGCGCGCUGCCUCUCGCCGUGCCGGCACGCAAACAGCGUCGUCAAGAACCGCCGCAUCAGCGGCUGGAAUUUCAACGAGGAGAGCUUCGAGCUCGAUCCGACGGAGAAAACUGAGCCACAGCCAUUCUUCCUGUACCACGACGACGACAACGACAGGCUCGAGCACGACCAAGCUACCUCAUCCACCAGAGGCGACGGAAGCAAUAGCCCGCCGUCGCCGCCGCCGCGGCGGCAAGCUGACAACGCAGAGAAGCGGCAAGAGGGCGAAGAAGCCCUGACAGCGGCAGUGGUUCCCCACCUGGUGACCAUCUUGGAGAGCUUGGAGAUGCAGAGAACGGUGGUGAUGCAGGUGCUGGAAGGCGGCGGUGGAGGCGACGGGGACGGCGACGGCGAGACAGCGGCGGGAGAGGAGAUGCUGCUUGGGUACGUGCGGCAGCUGGAGCAGAGGGUGCAGGAGCUGAGCACGGAGGUGGAGGAGGAGAUGGCGCGGAACGCCCAGCUGCAGGAGCUGCUCCACGAGAGGGAGUGUGGCAACCACACGGAUUCUUCUCAAACAUAACCAGGGAGCCGGUGAGAUCGCCAUCCAGGCAUGCAGGUGCAGCUAGCUGGGUGAUGUGCAGGCCAGGAUUGAUCUAACAUAUUCUCAUGAUAUGCUUACUUGUAAAAUUCAUAUGCUGCUAAAUAGUUUGUACAGUUUUACACUUCCCGGAGUGAAAUGUUGGUGCUGUACCUUUGAAGAAUUAAGCAUGCGUUAAAUGCUUGUA
Messenger RNA from Oryza brachyantha (malo sina), 1801 nucleotides. Its product is annotated as serine/threonine-protein kinase BLUS1. Gene Ontology annotation, molecular function: ATP binding; protein kinase activity; protein serine/threonine kinase activator activity. The coding region runs from base 1 to 1596 and encodes 531 amino acids. Lineage: Eukaryota; Viridiplantae; Streptophyta; Magnoliopsida; Poales; Poaceae. The transcript has a single exon. Gene Ontology annotation, biological process: protein phosphorylation. The record is from RefSeq and is a predicted model, not a curated record.